AUGGACCAAUCAGUUGUAGAGGGCUUACUCAACCUCUGCCUCACCAAAGAGGAAGAAGAGGAAAUAACCAUCACAACCAAGAACAGAGCAGAUUUGCUAGAGGAGUGUGCACUGAGUCUCUUUGGCCGCUUACUCUCUGAGAGACACCAGAAUCUAAGAGCUUUAAAAAGCACAUUGAAAUCGGCUUGGAAAAUGGGUUCCGACCUGCAGAUUGUGGAGGUUGGAAAUAAUGUGUUGCAAUUCAAGUUCAAUUCGGAAUACCAAAUGCAAUGGGUUGAACGAAAUGGGCCUUGGAAUUUCGAAAACAAUCUGCUAUUGUUAUGCAGAUGGCGGAAAGGUUUGUCAGCUUCGAAUAUCGUUUUCACGCACUCUCCAUUUUGGGUUCAGAUCUGGGAUCUACCCUUUGAACACAUGUCUAUGGAAGUGGGUAGAGAACUCGGCAACAGCUUGGGAAAGUUCAUAGAAUCGGAUCGAAGAACAGGGAACUCAGACCAUGCAAACUUUAUGAGGAUCAGGGUGGAUCUUCAACUUGAUAAACCACUGAGACGGAGGGGAAGAGUAGCAAGUGAUGAUGGAGAAAAAUUUUGGGUUAACUUCAAAUAUGAGAGGUUACCCACCUUUUGUUACCAUUGUGGCCGCCUGGGGCAUGACGACAAACAUUGCCGGGAAAACUCUGAACACCAAAACACCUCCAGGCAAUACGGGGACUGGCUUCGUGCUUAUGGAAAUGCAAGGGUUGUGGGAGAUAGAUCAAAAUCUACCAGCAGCGGUGAGUAUGUUGAACAAAGGGAAGCUUAUACUCACACUGCGGAAAGAAGCUUCACUGCUUCAGUUAUGGAGGAUGGGUGCAGCAGUACUGAUGGACCCGGAAAAAAUGAAGAGAAGAAUAUGAAUGCUUCCGGAAAAAUCAGCGGCGCUGGAUCGGAGAAGAAGACUAGCGAGAAAACCCUACAGGGGAGUGAUUGUCCCACACGUGCGAGCCAGCAAAUUGCAGACACUUCAGUGGCACGUGCUGAGACCAGCGCACCUCCUACUGGGCUCCCACGUGACUCCGGUUUAAACAAGCAAGCAAAGGAUGCUCUAUCACUUGUGGGCCAAAAAGCCCAAAUUGAAAAGGAUCUCAUGGAUGUGUCUAGCCCCAUUAAGCCCACUCCUUUGCCAAUAAACACAGACAGAGAAAAAUCGGAAGUUAAGAUAGCAAGCACAAGCCCACUACCGAGGAAAAAAACAAAAACAAAAGUCCAAAUAAAAAAAAUGGCCAGGGAGAAGGGGAAAGCUAAAGGCCCAGCCUCUGAAACUCUGUCUCCACCAGUAGGCUCUAAACGUGCAAGAAAGCUUAUUUUUGAAGAUGAGGAGGAGGAUUACAGAACAAAGAAAAGAUGCACCCAGUCAGGUAUUUCCCAACCAAUUCUUGAUGAGGUAUCGACGGUGGCUGCUGUGCAGCAUCACCGGGAGCAAUGA
This is a messenger RNA of Quercus lobata, 1461 nucleotides long. RefSeq lists its product as uncharacterized. The transcript has a single exon. The coding region runs from base 1 to 1461 and encodes 486 amino acids. The record is from RefSeq and is a predicted model, not a curated record. Gene Ontology annotation, molecular function: zinc ion binding; nucleic acid binding. Lineage: Eukaryota; Viridiplantae; Streptophyta; Magnoliopsida; Fagales; Fagaceae.